This is a messenger RNA of Haliaeetus leucocephalus (bald eagle), 4484 nucleotides long. RefSeq names its product BUB1 mitotic checkpoint serine/threonine kinase B (gene BUB1B). The coding region runs from base 1209 to 4484 and encodes 1091 amino acids. Lineage: Eukaryota; Metazoa; Chordata; Aves; Accipitriformes; Accipitridae. The transcript is spliced from 25 exons. The record is from RefSeq and is a predicted model, not a curated record. Gene Ontology annotation, biological process: meiotic sister chromatid cohesion, centromeric; mitotic spindle assembly checkpoint signaling. Gene Ontology annotation, molecular function: protein kinase activity.
CCCAGCAACCCAAAUAUCAGGCUGUGAUUUUCUUUUGUGUUUGCUUUGUGUACUUGCACUCACAAGAUGACUGAUGCCUUUUAUUGAUACCAUGUGAAUGCUAUAGAAUAUCUAAACAGUGAAGGGUGAUUAUUAAAUUUCAUCUGUGAGUAUGAAAGUUUCAUAACUCACAGGCAUCACAAAUGCCUUCAGAGACUGAGCCAUUAAGAUCAGUUGUGAAGAAAAAAAUCACUUUUUACUCAUGAAAUACUCAAUUUGUUCUAAGAUAAUUUUUUUUUUUAAGUUGAUCACCUUUCCCAUAAUACCAGGCAGCUAAUCUGUAUUACUCAGGAAAUUUCUGUCCAUGUCUAUGGCAAUUUUUUUUUCAGCUGCCUCAUAUUUCAGUUUUUGCAGAUAUAGAAUGCAGAAGGGAGCAAGACAUCUGUACAUUUAAGACCCUGAAGAUACUGGAUUUUAUUUAGAUCUUAACUUUGACUUAAAGAGAGGUAAACAACCAGUCCUAACUCAUUUCAGUUAGCCUGCAGGAACAGAAGCCAGUGCUGAAGAACAAUGUGAAACUAGUGUGGGGAGCUGUAAAGCAUUUCAGCCACCUUAUUAGGUUGCUAACUCUGAGGACAUGCCUAUACCAUGUAAAUAAGGGCAGACCAGGAGAAUUUGGUCUCUCACUGCACGAUCUCGCUCUGGCACUGGAAGCAGUGUAGCAAUAUUUCUGCAGCCUGUUGGGCUAAUUAGUUCCCUCUUGCAAUGCUGUAGGAGACAAGGCAAUUAACCGGGCUGAGCAUCACAUUAACACAGCAAUGCUGCCUCGGGGGGCUGAGCUAGUACCUCUGCACACUCUUUUGUUCGGACCAAAGAGGUUACUUGGAGCCAGUCUGGGGGUCACAAACGCUGCAUUGUAUUUGACAGGGAUACCUGGAAAGUGAGUUUUUUCUGGGAUAACAAGGCUGAGCGAAUGGCUAGUUGCAUGCCGAAAGGCGCGCUCCCCUCAGAGAAAAUAACAGAAUUAUUUUCUGGCAGAGAAAUAACCUGGUGAAAUCAGAUUUCUGUCCGUUAGCAGAGCCACCGUCAGGUCAGACGAGCACCAGCACUGAGGAAGAGAAACGAUGGGAACACAUGCGAGCAGGAAAAUGAGGACGCAGGAACGUUCCUUGUGGUGACAGAUGCCUUUUAUAUGAGAUUAAUUAUACGAAUCUAAAGGAGAGGCUGUCAUGUCACAGGACUGCAACGAUGAGUGGGAGCUGAGCAAAGAGAAUGUGCAGCCCCUCCGGCAGGGGCGUGUUAUGUCCACCUUACAGGAAGCCCUGGCUCAGCAGGAGACCUCCACCCACACUGCUGUUCAGCUGAAAAGACAGGAGUUUGAAUCAGAAAUCCGAUUUUACUCUGGAGAUGAUCCACUGGAUGUCUGGGACCGGUACAUCAAGUGGACAGAGCAAACGUUCCCUCAAGGUGGAAAGGAGAGUAAUCUCGCCGCAAUAUUGGAAAGGGCAGUGAAAGCACUCAAUGAACAGCAGCGAUACUACAAAGAUCCCCGCUAUCUUAAUCUCUGGCUCAAGUUUGGAGAUUGUUGUAAUGAGCCCUUGGAUCUGUACAGUUACUUACAUAGCCAGGAAAUUGGCACAACACUGGCACUAUUCUACAUCACAUGGGCAGAAGUACUUGAGGCUAGAGGAAGUUUUAAGAAAGCAGAUCUGAUAUUCCAGGAAGGUCUUCAGCGCAAGGCUGAGCCUUUGGACAAACUCCUGUCCCAUCACAGGCAAUUUCAGGCCCGUGUUUCUCGGCAGACGCUACUGGGGCUUGAGGAAACUGCUGAUGAAAAAGAUAUGGGUCUUCUGGGAACUGCAGAACCUCAGAGAAGCUCAUUGGCAGAUCUAAAAGGCAGGGGGAAGAAAAAAGUGAGAGCGCCAAUUAGUCGUGUAGGAGAUGCACUUAAAGCCACGAACCAAACCAGAAGCUUCCAGACUGUAACUUCUCAGCAGUUUUCAAAUACUCCAGGUUUUGCCGUGUUUGAUGAAAAUUCAGCUUCUGGACCUGAGAUUCCUGUACUUACACCACAGCCAUGGACAGCACCUCCAGCUCCGCGGGCCAAGGAGAAUGAACAAAGCGCAGGACCUUGGAACUCUGGCAGGCGUCCUCGCAGCAGUGCAAAUUCUGGUAUAGAAGUGCCCUGCCCACUGCCCAGUUUCACCCCGUAUGUGGAAGAGUCAGCUCAGCAACAAGUCAUGACUCCCUGCAAAAUUGAACCCAGCAUAAACCGUGUUUUAAGUGCUCGCAAACCUGAGAAAGAGGAGGACCCACUACAGCGAGUGCAAAAUUAUCAGCAGGACACUCAAGAAAAGAAAGAAGUGGUGAUGUACUGUAAAGAUAAAGUUUAUGCUGGAGUUGAAGAAUUUUCUUUGGAAGAGAUCCGAGCUGAAAUCUACAGAAAGAAAGCAAAAAAGAAAACUGAAGAGGAGAUGCAGGCCAUAGCACAGAAAAAGGAAGAAAUACAAAGGAAAAUUGAGGAGCUGGAGAAGAAAUUAAAGACGAAAGAAGGUGAUAAGCAGCAACAGCUGCGUGAACAGCCAACAGAGAUAACAGAAGCUUCACCACCUUUGGGACUGCAAGGACUUACUUUUUCCUGUGCAACAGAAGUUAGGGAGAAACAGCCUCAGUUGCAAAGUGAAUUCCAGGUCUCUGAAGAUACUGAACUACAUAAACCAUCUUGUUCUGAGGACCUUAUCCAGUCUCUUGAUGUAUGCCCGGAUACACAAAAGGGAAAUGUGUUUUUAGACUCUGAGGAUGAACAGGAGGAACAGAGAGAUGAGGCCAACCUUGGAAACAAAGAUGUAGCUCUCCUUCCUCCACCCAAUCCUGCUACAUUUUUCUCCAUAUUUGAUGAAUCCUCUACUUUGGCAAAUGAGAAUAUAAGUUGUUCUGCAGAUCAUGUACAGAAAAGUGCCCGGCGCCCUCUUGCUGUUCGUAAACCUUCAGAUUCUCUAACUGCAAAGGAAAAUGUACCACCAGAAGCCUGUGAUGAGCUGAAUGGAAUUGAACCUUUGUCUGAAGAUGCAAUUGUGACAGGCUCCUACAAGAACAAAACCAUUUGUGCCAACCCAGAAGACACAUGUGACUUUGUCAGGGCUGCCCAUCUUGCCUCAACGCCCUUUCAUGGGGUGUUAGCUCAGAGAGUCCCAGCUCCUGCUUUUUCACAGAGUGUCCUGAAGGAAGACUGUCCAGAAUCUAAGAGUGCAUCUCUGAAUCAGGAAACGCUGGUUUGUGAGGGAGUGUACAAUGAAGCUCGUUGUGUAAAUAAACUGAGCCCGAUCAUGGAAGCAAGCCUGGAAGAUACUCGCUUGUCAGGUUCUUCUGUCUCCUCAGGAUCUUCUCUUUCCUCUGUUACACAAAUAUCUACUAUUAAAUACCUGCAUAUCCCUGAGAAACUGGAACUUGCUCAGAGCUUGCCUGCUGAAACGGUUACUGAUUCUGGAGGUAUCAGUGAAAGCAUUACUGCUGAUGAUCUAACACAGUUUUUGUGGAGCGCUGAACAGCGUAAAAAGCUUUUAGAUCCUAUGCCAGAAUCAUUGACUGCUGCUCCAGAUUUUCAUUUGGAGACUGGUGUGCUGCCUGUCAUGGAGUUUGAGAAAGACAUUGAGCUAGGAAAUGAGACUUACUGUAUCAAAUGGGAAUAUUGGAGCAAUGAAGAAUACAAGAUGGUUUUUGCCAUUCCAGCCAACUUUCCCCAGUUGGAUGCAAAGGGAUUUGCAAUAAAGGUGUACUCUCAGCCUGUGCCUUGGGAUUUUUAUAUCACGCUUCAGUUACGGGAGCGUUUGAAUACUGACUUUGACCAAAGCUUCAGUGAGAAUUGCAGCUGUUACUUGUAUCAAGAUGGCUGUGCUAUUUUGCACAGGGAUAUAAAUCGCUUCACGCUUGGGGAUGUUAUUCGUGGCUGUAAGUCCAUGACGGAGGAAGUUAUCCUACUGGUUGUUUAUAAUCUUCUGGGUGUGGUAGAGAAGCUCCACAAAGCAGAGAUUGUCCAUGGAGAUCUGCGUCCAGAGGUGUUCUUUCUGGGAGACAGGAUCUGUGAUCCGUUUGCUAACGAUGAGAUGACAAGAGCUCUGAAGAUAGUGGAUUUCUCUCACAGUCUAGAUUUGAGAUUACAGCCUCGAGUAAGUUUGCCCAACAGCUUUCCCAUAUCUCGGACCCCUCACGGACAACAGCUUCUGGUGAAAAGUUCUCUUCCUUAUCAGGUAGACCUGGUUGGCAUUGCAGAUAUAGUCCAUUUGAUGCUGUUUGGGGUUCAUGUCCAGGUCUAUCAAGAGAAUUCCAUCUGGAAAAUCAGCCAAAAUGUAUCAAAGACUGUUGACAGUGAUUUCUGGAGUAAACUUUUUGGGAGAAUUCUGAAUGCAGAUGGGACCAAAAAAGGAGAAGACGGUGAGGAGAAGGCAAGAUGGUCCCAAGAGGCUCUGCUGUUGGCAUCUGUCAUUUUCCUUGGAACAGGAGUCUGA